AUGAUAUGAUCCGCCUCUUCAUUGGAGUUUAUUGAAAGAAGCUUCACUGAAAGUCAUCAUCACAUCAAUUUAAUUUGUUUCUUCUUGACAAAUGUAUUUAACGUUCAAAGUCUUUAUUAAUUCAGUGAUUUAAAUGUUUUAAUUUUGUCCUGGUAAUAGAUAAUUUAUUAUAAUAUCUAUUAUUUUAAAUUUUAAGGGACCCUUUGUGGUUUCCCUUGUUUAAUGUUGAACCUUUUCCGUUGCUUGUUGGUUGGUUUACCUGUAACCUAUUGUUGGUAAAGAAAUAGAGUGGAGAAAAAACCUCCCUCUUAUUGGAUUAUUUGGAUUAAUUUGAAGCAAAUAACUAACUGGACAAGAUGAUUGGUGGAUUAUUCAUUUAUAAUCAUAAAGGAGAAGUGCUUAUUAGCCGCAUGUAUCGAGAUGACAUUGGCCGUAAUGCAGUUGAUGCUUUCCGUGUUAAUGUUAUUCAUGCUCGUCAGCAAGUACGAUCACCGGUAACAAAUAUUGCAAGAACAUCUUUUUUCCAUAUAAAACGAAGUAAUUUAUGGUUAGCGGCAGUUACUAAACAAAAUUUAAAUGCUUCAAUGGUAUUUGAAUUUUUACUGAAAAUGUGUGAAGUAAUGCAAAGCUAUUUUGGUAAAAUAAGUGAAGAGAAUGUUAAAAACAAUUUUGUUCUCAUAUAUGAAUUAUUGGAUGAGAUUCUUGAUUUUGGUUAUCCACAAAAUACUGAUACAGGAAUAUUGAAGACAUUUAUUACUCAACAAGGAGUAAAAUCUCAGACAAAAGAAGAGCAAUCACAAAUAACUUCUCAAGUAACUGGACAAAUUGGUUGGAGAAGAGAAGGUAUAAAAUACCGUCGAAAUGAGCUAUUCCUUGACGUUCUCGAAUAUGUAAAUCUAUUAAUGUCACCACAGGGACAAGUUUUGAGUGCCCAUGUUGCCGGUAAAGUUGUAAUGAAAGCAUUCUUAUCUGGUAUGCCGGAAUGCAAAUUUGGUAUAAAUGAUAAACUUAUUUUAGACACUAAAGGUAAAACAAGUUCAGCUUUAGAUGAUCCAACAACUCGUGGUAAUGUUGGAUAUCCAUCAAAAUCUUCCAUAGCAAUAGAUGAUUGUCAAUUCCAUCAAUGUGUUAAACUAUCAAAAUUUGAAUCGGAACAUAGUAUUAGCUUUAUACCUCCAGAUGGUGAAUUUGAAUUAAUGAGAUACAGAAUUACAAAAGAUAUAUCAUUCCCGUUUCGAAUAAUUCCACUUGUACGUGAAGCUGGUCGAACCAAAAUGGAAGUAAAAGUUGUUCUAAAAAGUAACUUUAAACCUGCAGUUGUAGGACAAAAGAUCGAGGUUAAAAUACCAACGCCCCUAAAUACAAGUGGUUGUCAAUUGAUAUGUAUGAAGGGUAAAGCUAAAUACAAAGCUAGUGAUAAUGCUAUUGUUUGGAAAAUCAAGAAAAUGGCUGGUAUGAAGGAGACACAAUUAAGUGCUGAAAUUGAACUUUUAUUGACAGACACAAAGAAAAAAUGGAAUCGACCACCAAUAUCUAUGAACUUUGAAGUACCAUUUGCUCCUUCUGGUCUUAAAGUUAGAUAUUUAAAAGUAUUCGAACCAAAACUCAACUAUUCCGAUCAUGAUGUUAUUAAAUGGGUUCGUUAUAUUGGCCGAAGUGGACUCUAUGAAACAAGAUGUUAAUAAUAAUAAGGAGGAGAAGAAGAAGAAAAUGAUGAAGAUUAAGAGGAAGAAGAAGAAAAUACAAAGAUGCAAAAGUCAUUCGAUAUCAUUGAUCCAAACUAUCAAUUUACAUUAUAUCACAACUUUAAUCGUGUUGAUCAUGAAAAAUCAUGUGGUUAUGAAAAACAACAAUGAUGAUAUUAGAAAUAAUGAUAACUUAAAACCGGUGAAACACCUACCUUUUAACUUCUAUUGAUUUUGUGUGUUAACUGUUUAUUAUAAUUUAAUUCAUGGGUUGAUUUGGAUUCCAAAUGAAAACUUAUGCGAUAGCGAUUUCUCUAUGUAUUGCCUAUCAGAACUUCUAUUAGAUUACAACGAGUCAAAAUGGUUCUAGUUUCACUAAUAGGUGAAGUGACGCAUAUGUUGUGAAAACCAUUCCAAAUAUUUAAAUAAACUAUUAUAUUUUUUUCAA
Molecule: messenger RNA, 2133 nt
Organism: Tetranychus urticae (two-spotted spider mite)
Lineage: Eukaryota; Metazoa; Arthropoda; Arachnida; Trombidiformes; Tetranychidae
Product: AP-2 complex subunit mu
Biological process (GO): intracellular protein transport; vesicle-mediated transport
Cellular component (GO): clathrin adaptor complex
Source: RefSeq, a predicted model, not a curated record